CUACCUCGCUCCGAGGAAACCACUCCAAGAAACUCCCCAGAACCAUAUCUCACUUACUCUUCGUGCCGCUCCGUUUCCCGAAACCGGCCACCCAUGGUGACACCGGAUACGAGACCCCCUCCCUCGGCGACCUUUCACCACCCCGAAAGCAACAGCGUGGUCCAACCCUUUGGUUGGUCCCAGACACGCCAACGCAGCUUAUCUUCCUCCGUCUCCGUUUCAUGUCUAAAUAUAUAUACCACCCCCGAUGCGGCGGAAGCACAGCCAUGACGUUGUGUCUGGUGGGGUCGCACAGUCUAGUGCUCCAUUGGAUGGGGUGAGGUGCACGGCAGGAUCAGGACAGGUUCUGGAUGGCGGGUGGAGAGCGGGUUGGUGGAUGAAGCUGCCCGGGUUUAUCACCUCGACCAGGAUGCCUUCCUUUCGGCAUUUCCUCAUUUUCUUGACGAUCUUCACCGUCUUCGCAGUCACAUGUACCUCGGCGGCUGUAGGACAGACAGGUCCGGAAGCACCAUGCGCCAACGGCGGACGAAAUCCAGUUCACCAAGCUCCUACCUACGAUUUCCGAUGACCCCGAGCUUCACGGUGCACUAGAGCAGUAUAUUGCUAACAAAUACCAACCCGGCAAGAAUGGGGAGGGUACAACGAGCACUAUCACGGCCUCCACCGUGGUUCCUGCGAGCCAGCCUACGGAGAAUGCAGAGCCGACUGUUUGCAGGGGAAUGCGGGUUCUAAUCGACGUGCUGGUGUCGUAGGAUAUGGAUUCAUUCUAUUCGUCGGCAUGAUGGCUGUAUUGUAGUCGCUCGAUAAAGCUGUGGUCUUGCAGCGGAAAUCGCAAUUGUACUUUAUAUUUGGGAAAAACAAAUCAUAUUUGCUCACAGCAUGAUGAGCUUGUGCCACAUGGAUAUGCUGAGAUAUGCUUCGUCCCAACU
Messenger RNA from Pseudogymnoascus destructans, 929 nucleotides. RefSeq lists its product as uncharacterized. The record is from RefSeq and is a predicted model, not a curated record. NCBI's taxonomy places the organism in Eukaryota, Fungi, Ascomycota, Leotiomycetes, Thelebolales, Thelebolaceae. The coding region runs from base 248 to 568 and encodes 106 amino acids. The transcript has a single exon.